Molecule: messenger RNA, 1536 nt
Organism: Bipolaris zeicola 26-R-13
Lineage: Eukaryota; Fungi; Ascomycota; Dothideomycetes; Pleosporales; Pleosporaceae
Exons: 4
Coding region: 1-1536 (511 amino acids)
Molecular function (GO): nucleic acid binding
Source: RefSeq, a predicted model, not a curated record
AUGUCUUACGCUAGAGUCUUUAUUGACGACCUGAUUGAACUUCCGCACGAUGUCGAACGCAAAGUGCGGUAUAUACUAGAAGCGGAGUCUUUAGAGGAUAUAAUUGGCACGACGGAAGACGAUUCGCAGCAGGCGACCUAUGUGAAGAGGUUCUUAGAUCAGUCGCGUUAUAACGCAAGAAGUUGUUCGCUUAAAGGGGACUGGAAAGCCAGUUUAUUCAGUCUUAUAGGCGACUUAGCACGAGACAACUUCCAAUGUCAUACAUCAGAGAAGCUCUGGAACGCCGACCUCAAACCCUCGCCGCCUGGCGUGGCCCAACCCGACGAUGAAAUCGGCGUAUUAAUACCGCGCUUUCCACAGCCGCCAUCUGUGCUCCUAGACUUCGAUUCACAAUCAGCUUCAGGAUUUCUAGGGCUAGUGCCUUCACUACAACCGUACACACCUUCCAUCGCCUAUACGACUAGCAGCGAAGCUGCUGACCCGUUCUACAUCUCAACACUAAAGCCAGACAUCGUAGCCGCGCUGCCCACAGAAUCCGCGUCUCUAGCAGAACCCUGGCUCUGUUUCUCUGUCACGACCGAGGGUCUAGUACAUGAGCUGUGGGUGCAUUUCAAACUUGGAGAAGCGACUCAUAUGCACAAUAUUAGGACGUGGCGCACGACACACGCACCUCAUGUGUGGGAGCUGGUGUCCUGUCUCACCCGGAUUUUGAAGUGGGCGAAAGAUGAUUUCAUGGUGAAGACACGAGAAAAGUUGAGCACGUUCAAUAUCAAUCGUAGUACUGGCGAACGACUCCUCCGUGAUAGCGAUCGAUUUGGGGAUAUCACUGACUCUCGAUCAGGAUUUCGAGCCUAUAAGCAAGAUAUCACUAGAAGUACUGGCUCCGGACGCCCAACAGUCGUGUCAGACGAUCAGUUACAAGCCAUGCUUAGAGCUCCACCAAAGGUUCGAUCUUCUAAGCUCGCAGAUCAGAUAUCACGAGUAGGUAUAUCAGCGUCUGAGCGGACUGUCCAGCGUCGUCUUUGGGCGGUGAAUGCCAAAGUCUAUCGAGCUUCUAAGGCCAAGAGAAUCACUCCCAGCCAGGUCUCCCAGCGUCUUGAUUACUGGGAGAAAUAUCGACUUAAGCCUGUCCUUGGCUUCUGGGACGGGGUAAUAUUUACUGAAGAAGCUCACAUGUCGAUGAGCGAGCUGCCUCCGCAGAGAAUUUUGAAAGUUAGGGGUGAGAGACUCAAGCCAAAGAAUAUUAUCUCAACUCCAUCAAGAACAGCUACCGACGUCCACUUUGCUGCGUGGGUGAAUUACUAUGAUAGACAACCGGAUCUAGUCUUCUACAAUGACGAGAUGGAUGAUAUCGUUAUUAAAAAACUACCACCAAAGCCACGUCGUUAUCCGACAACUAAGACUGAGGAUAAAUAUCAAGCUCGGAUUGCUGACUGGGAGGCCCAGAAGGCCCGUGAUCCAAUUAUUUCUCGUCCGGGCAACUCUAUCUCGGAGGGAUACACUGCGCGUCUGCCUCCACCCAGAUCAUUGGUCUGA